CUGCAUUUGGCAUCCUGCAUCCUUGAGCUCCCUGAUCCGCAGCAGAUGGCCUGGUUACCGAGCAGCGCGAACGGAGCGGACAACGCGGACGAGCGGAGCACCGCCUCGAGCGGCUCCUCCGGCCACAGUCAGGCCAACGGGUCCCCGCGGUCCGGAGGUGCCACUGCCACUGGCAACGGAGUCGCCAGACCACCGCCCGCCCUGCUGCGACACACCACUCCCCUGCACCACCUGCAGCCCAAGACGGAGUCCCUUUCCGACGGAGACGGCGACCCAGAGGGCGACGGAGAAGGCGACGGCGACGGCGACGCGGAGCUCUCCGACUUCUCGCUCAACGACACCGAGGAGGACGAGGAGGACCUGCGGGACUACAUCGUGCUCAACGGGAACCAGGCGGAUGCGAGUCGAUCCCUGUCCAGCUCCCCGCGCAGCCACUCCCGCAACGGCGUUCUGACCGCGCCGCCCAGCUCCGGCAGUUCUGUCAACGGAGGCGCCUCGGCGGGGAACGCCUCCGGGGGGAACGCUUCCGGCGGCGGAGGAGGAGCAGGAGUGGGGGUGCCAGGAGUGGCGGGGGCCACCGGCGGAGUGCGCAAGGUGUUCACCAACACGCGGGAGCGCUGGCGGCAGCAGAACGUGUCCGGCGCCUUCGCGGAGCUGCGCAAGCUGGUGCCCACGCACCCGCCGGACAAGAAGCUCUCGAAGAACGAGAUCCUGCGCUCGGCCAUCAAGUACAUCAGGCUGCUGACGGGCAUCCUCGAGUGGCAGCAGCACCAGGCGCCGACCCAUCCGGCUGGUGGCGGUCAGCAGCUGGAGCCGAACAACAACGACAACCGGACGGUCAACGGCCACGCGGCGGACGGGGAGCUGGACAACGUCUCCUGUCGGCAGAUCAAGUGCGAGCGCGCCGACGUCCAGCUGCCGAGGAACGGGCUCGGAACAGGGAACGGUUGCGGGAACGCAAUUGGAAACGGAAACGGAAAUGGAAACGGAAACGGAGGCAAUGACCUGCUCAUGAUUGCGCCGGGAGCCAUCAUCAAGAGCGAGCUUCUCCUGGAGCACCACUCGCCACUGCCGCUCGGCCACCCGAGCACCCAGCUCCCUUCCCAGCCCUCCCAUCCAACGCAUCCAACCCAGUUGACGCAGCUGCCGAUGGGCGAGUCCCGGAUCUCCGGAAGCAUGUCCGGCGUUAAGGCGGCUGGCAGUCGGAGCAGCAAGCGACGCCUCAAGUCGGAGGGCGGGGCCACCGAUCUCAGCCUGGGCAAACGCCGCCGGACCUAGAAAAUCCCCUCCCCGGAAGAUGCAAUCUUUCCGACAAACGCACGUCAACUCUGCCGAAGCGACCGGAGCGACUCCCAAAUAGUUCACUUCUCUCCUAUACAUACACAUUUUUUUUAUUAACAAAUAAAUUUGAAAGUUAUUAGUGCAAGAAAAA
Drosophila ficusphila is the source of this 1432-nucleotide messenger RNA. RefSeq lists its product as uncharacterized. The coding region runs from base 46 to 1278 and encodes 410 amino acids. The record is from RefSeq and is a predicted model, not a curated record. Gene Ontology annotation, molecular function: DNA-binding transcription factor activity, RNA polymerase II-specific; RNA polymerase II cis-regulatory region sequence-specific DNA binding; protein dimerization activity. The transcript is spliced from 2 exons. Gene Ontology annotation, biological process: regulation of transcription by RNA polymerase II. Lineage: Eukaryota; Metazoa; Arthropoda; Insecta; Diptera; Drosophilidae.